This is a messenger RNA of Lactuca saligna, 1023 nucleotides long. Lineage: Eukaryota; Viridiplantae; Streptophyta; Magnoliopsida; Asterales; Asteraceae. The record is from the annotation of a GenBank genome assembly.
AUGUGGUUAACAUCUUUGAUACAUGUUCAUUGUUGGAAUUCCAUCAUAUGGUUUAGCUUCUUUGAUGCAUGUUCAUUGUUGGAAUUCCAUCAUGUGGUUAACUUCUUUGAUGCAUAUGUUCAUUGUUGGACGUUUCAUAAUGUGGUAAACUUCAUUGAUGGAUGUUCUCUAUCACGUGGUAUUGUGGUUAACUGCUUUGAUGCAUGUUCAUUGUUGGAAUUCCAUUUUGUGGUUAACUUCUUUGAUGCAUAUUCAUUGUUGAAAUUCGUAUUAAGGAAUGUGCGGGUUCAGUGCUUUAUCUUCACGCUUUCACUUACGUCAAGUCAGCAAAACAGAUCUGAGCCGUAUACUAACAAGGUUGAACGCCAUCUGGUAACUGUUGAAGCUCUUGAAUUAGUGGUGGCAUUCAAGAGACAAGAAAGUCGAACAAGUUAUUUAGUAAAGAAUAGUGGAAUCAUCUUUUAGACACUAGGUGUCUGCAUCAGGGACCGACCUAAACGAUGAGUGAAAAGAUUAAUCAUGUGGCCGACUUGCACAUGGAGUGCUGGAGCAUGGGCCAAAUUUAAAGUGGGUUAAAUAAGUUAUGGGCCAAAUUUAAAGUUGGUUGAAUAAGAUCUUAUUUGAAUAUUGUGCAUAACUAAACCAUAUUAAUUUGGUUGUAAUUUUAUUUAUUUAAUAAUAUGAGAUAUAUAACAGUUAACAGUCGUUCUUUCAAUUUGUUAGUUUUUAUAUCUAAUAGAGUAUAGAUGGACUAGUUUAUUAUUGAAGAUAGUAAUCAUUUUUGGAGAAGCUUUUGGUGCUCUCGGUUUUGAUGGAAAGAGACAACCACCCUACGGUUUUCAUGGGGUUUUCUAGCACAACAUGGAGUCUUGUAGCAUUUGCAUGCAAUGGUUGUUUUGGUAAGUGGGAGCUUGAAGAUUUGAUUAUUUGUCCCUUAAGAAAUGAGUUGACAAUUCUUGUUUUGGUUCAUAAGAAUUGUCAGUAGUUAAAUGACUUGGUUUAUCCACUUUCACGUAUUCUAGA